CAACGGURAGUAUUGGCUGGCUCACUGGCUGCAGUACAGAGAUGUCAGGAAAUUAUUUGCCUCGCCACAAAAUCUGCAUCAGGCCAGAUGAUGAAUAGCCUGAGAUCCCCCCCAAACUCGCCGCCUGCCGACCACUAACAUGGCACCCAUCCUGGAGGGCACUCACACCAUCCUCCUUCUGUAUACACCCAUCCGUGAGCUCAGCAACGUCAGCCUCUACUUCCCCAAGAGGCGCGCCCCGAGCUUCAAGUACGAGAGCCGAAGCGCCCAUUCAGCAAGCGCCGCUAAUGACCAUGACUGGGGGAAGAAGAAUCCAGCAGCGUUCAAACAAAGAGCCCAGUCUUCUGACUCCUCAGGGAAAUUUCCCAACUCCCGGCGGGAAACGAAAGGAGCGGCAGAAGAGCUCUGCUGGCUGGCAGCUGAGCACCACCAGUUGCUGGUCGAUCUGUUGUCGCUGUGUCGAGACUGCGCUCGCAAAGUCAGGAUGGGUAACCAGGAUGGGAAACUCGAGGACUUCAUGGAGGGUCAGGCUGGAGGUCAGGUUCCCAGCAUCAGCAGUCAGUCCACUCUUGAGCAGAAGAGGGUUGCGUCCAAGAGCAAAAAGAUAAAGAAGCUGGGAGGCAAGAAGCUUGAAGAUGCUGAGGAUUUGUUGCAGAGUAAGAUUAAAAAUAAUUUUAGCAAAAGACAUUCAUAUGUGGAGGUUCCAACGAAGAACAAGGUAUCCACAGCUCCACAAGCAGAGAAAACCUUAAGAACUGCAGUUUGUAAGGACGAGUCUGAUAGCCCAGUGACUGGUUCUUGUGUCAGAGCUGUCAGUAAUCCCAUCCUGCCAAUGGAUGAACCAUUGACCGUUCGCAAGAGCUGGGACUUAACGGAGGACAACCAGAGUUUUGACCCUGUCAUGGAUUUCUGUAACGACUUCUCGGAGUGUGACGGCGAGCUCGGGUAUGGGUCGUCCUCCUGCAGCCUGAUGGAGGGCCUGAGCAGACAGCAAAACGACAGCAACCUGCGGCCCGUUAAAAGAUCCGAUUCUCCGGGUGAGACGUCAACUGGAAACGGUUCAACAGUCAAGUCUGCUCAACAGCUUUACAGUGAAAUCAACCAAAGGAACACUGGGGUCAGGGUCAUUGCCAAASUGCAGGAAGUGGAAGGGAAGGUUAUUCGUGUUGCUCACGCAAAUCCACAUUCAGGAGCUAGUAGAAGUCAGCAGGAGAGUGGAGAGUGGAAAGGACCAAAUGGAAACCAUUUCCACGAAGUCAGUCAGAAGAACACGACUUCCAAACUCUCUGAGGGGCUUCAUCUGCCAUUAUCCCACAUCACAGACCCCUCARCACCAGUCAAAUCCCACACAAAGAGCCCCUCGUCACCAUCCCUCGCUGGGGUCUUCAACACAUCCUACCCGGCUUCAAACAGCCUUCAGAGCAUGUCCCCAAUGUUGUCCCCCUUGUCUUCCAAGCAGGUGAGCCCGCAGCUCAACCACAGGAUCGUACUACUUUCAGAUAAGGACGAAGAUCUCGAUCGAGACAGCUCCAGUAACACAGACGAAGCCAAAAUCUUCUCCGAGCUUGUUGAUAAGAACGGCAACAAGAGGACCAUAACUCACCUGGAUCUGGAUCUCAGCAGGCAGCCGAGCAACUCUAAGAGGAACUCCUCCAGUAACUCCACGACAACAGAAGAUUCCCUCCUGCGUCCAGAUGAUAUUUGGAUGCUGGACGGCGAUGAUCCUCAGGUGGUCCUUUCCCACAUCCCACGUCCUGAUCACCUGGACUUCCUACGCAUCACGCCACCGGAGGAUGACAUCAUCGGGGACACUCCUUACUACCCCAAGCUCGAGUGCACGACAGAGGUUACAUCCCCUGCAGAUAGUGAGGACCGGACCCCCGGGCGUUUACAGGCUGUGUGGCCCCCACCAAAGUCUAAGGAUGAAGAGGAGAAGGUGGGGCUCAAGUACACCGAGGCAGAGCACCAGGCUGCCAUUUUACAGCUCAAACGAGAGCACAAGGAAGCUCUGGAGAAGAUGCACUCGGACUUCCAGCUGCAGGUCUUCGAGGUGCGAGGCGAGCACGCGGUCACCGUGUCAAAGCUGGAGGGGGUCGUCUCUGCGCUGCGGAGCAACAGGUCCCACGGCACGGGUCAGGGUCGCGCCCAGGUCUGCGAUGCGGCCGUGUCCACCGCCGACGACUUGACCCCGAGGACGUGCCGCACCGUGGGGAUCCAGACCGACCGGGAGACGUUUAUUAAGAGCCCCGAGGGGGGCGGAGCCGGCCCGGCUCACAGCCCCAACCAGAACCUGCCUAAAAAACUCAAUUUGGAUUCGAUCGAACAGAAUUUGAAAUCAGAGACGGGUCCAGGCCCUUCUGGGCUACCGCCCCCACCUCCUCCACCACCCCCUCCCCCUCUUCCUCCUCUGCCAGGAGGUGGCCCGCCACCUCCACCCCCACCUCCUGGCCUACCUGGAGGCGGCCCACCUCCGCCUCCGCCUCCUCCAGGCCUUGGCCCCCCACCUCCUCCACCUAUGGGUGGGUUUGGCCUGAAAGUGGAAAAGGGCCCAAGGAAACCUGUUGUGGAGCCCGCCUGUCCCAUGAAGCCUCUGUACUGGACCAGGAUACAGAUACAGGACAACAACAACAACACAUUAUGGGGUUCUCUGAAGGAGCCAGACAUCGUCAACGCCAAUGAGUUUGAGGAUCUUUUUUCCAAGGCCGCUCUGCAGCAGAAGAAGAAGCCCCUGUCAGACACAUUUGAAAAGAAAGCCAAAACUAAGAAGAUUAUUAAGCUGCUGGACGGGAAGCGUUCACAGGCGGUCGGCAUCCUCAUAUCAAGCCUGCAUCUGGAAAUGAAGGACAUUCAGCAAGCUGUUCUUAAUGUGGACAACUCUGUGGUGGAUCUGGAGACUAUUGAAGCUUUGUACGAAAACAGGGCCACCAGUGAUGAAAUGGACAAGAUAACGAAACAUUACGAGACUUCCAAAGAAGAUGAAGUGAAACUGUUGGACAAACCUGAACAGUUCCUCUACGAGCUCUCCCAGAUUCCUGACUUUGCAGGCCGGGCCCGCUGCAUCAUUUUCCAGUCGGUGUUCCUCGACACCAUCUCCUCCAUACGUCGCAAGGUGGUGACCAUCUCCGAUGUCUGCAAAGACCUGCUGGACUGUAACAGCUUGCAGGAUGUAAUGGGUCUCGUUCUGGCCUUUGGGAACUAUAUGAAUGGAGGGAACCGGACUAGAGGUCAGGCUGACGGUUUUGGGUUGGAGAUCCUCCCUAAGCUAAAGGAUGUGAAGAGCAAGGACAAUCACAUCAAUCUGGUGGAUUAUGUAGUUUUAUAUUACCUGCGCAACUUUGACAAACAUGCUGGUACAGAAAAGAGUGUUUUCCCUCUGCCUGAGCCGCAAGACUUCUUUCAGGCUUCGCAGGUCAAAUUUGAUGACUUAACCAAAGACCUCAGAAAACUAAAGAAAGAUCUAACAGCUUGUGAGAAGGACGUGGAGAAAGUGUCGACUAACUCAUCAGAGGAACACCUGCAGCCCUUUAAGGAUAAGAUGGAGCUCUUCAUAUCUGCUGCUCAGAAGGAGCAUUCUGCUGAAGAUGAUCAACUCAACGCAGCUCAGAAACGCUUCCAAGACGUGGUGAACUACUUCGGGAUGAAGCCAAAGUCCGGCGAGAAGGACGUGGCCCCGAGUUACGUGUUCAUGCUCUGGUACGAGUUCUGCAACGACUUCAAGAACUCCUGGAUCCGACAGAGCAAGAACAUCUCCAAGGAGAGAUUGAAGGAAGCUCAGGAAAAUAUUAAGAAGAUCACAGCCGAAAAAAGAGUGGAAACUAAGAAGAUUAAUGCCAACAGUCUGAAAGAGAGGCUGAGGCAGAAGGAAGCCAGCGUGUCCUCCAGCUGAGUCAAAUGGCGAGUGAUAGACGAAGAAAUCAGGGGAGCCCAACCCCCGCACCACCAUCCAUCUUGUGUUUACCACCUGCCUCAGAAUAACACGAGGAACCCUCCGUUCUGUUCCACUAACAACUCUGCAAAUCUGCACUCUCAGCACCAACAUUCCCACACCUCUGCCUUUUUCUUUUUUUUUUUUUUUGAGGAGUUUUAAAGGCCAAAGUUUGACCUCAUUCAUUCAGCGCGACGUGACCUCUGAGUGUGCAGCUUGGGCAGGUUUUCAGGGUUCAGUGAGAUGCUCAGCAGCACCAGCUGAUACCUCCACCAGGUUCCUUCCUGAGUCCUCAGAAGCUGAGUACGUUCACUUUUCCAGGUUUUUUUUUUGUUUGUUUGUUUUUUUGUUUGUUUGUUUGUUUGUUUGUUUUUUGCAUUCAUCCGACAACAUCCAGAACACGACGCAAAUGUUCGGAUCCCAGUUUUUAGCUGGUGGUGCUGUUUUAGGAACAGAUCCUGGCUGUGCGUGCUGAGAGGAAAAUAUCUGUUGACGAAACAGAUCUUUCUCGCUCUCGAAGCAGGAAAUUAGCAGCUCCCAGUGUCCUUCACAGUAGCGGAUAACUUUUAUUCAC
This is a messenger RNA of Austrofundulus limnaeus, 4499 nucleotides long. RefSeq names its product formin-1. The record is from RefSeq and is a predicted model, not a curated record. The transcript is spliced from 20 exons. Gene Ontology annotation, cellular component: actin filament. Bases 140 to 3886 code for a protein of 1248 amino acids. Gene Ontology annotation, biological process: actin filament polymerization; actin nucleation. NCBI's taxonomy places the organism in Eukaryota, Metazoa, Chordata, Actinopteri, Cyprinodontiformes, Rivulidae. Gene Ontology annotation, molecular function: microtubule binding.